Molecule: messenger RNA, 6350 nt
Organism: Rubroshorea leprosula
Lineage: Eukaryota; Viridiplantae; Streptophyta; Magnoliopsida; Malvales; Dipterocarpaceae
Source: the annotation of a GenBank genome assembly
CCCAGAAGAAUGGUGUUAUGCAGAUAUGUGGGGAACUUUUUUGAAGUAUGGAAGAGUGUUUGACAUUUACUGUCCAAACAGGAAAAGCAGGAACGGAGGAAGGUUCGGCUUUGUAAGGUUCUUGGAUGUGAAGGACAAGAGGGAGCUGGAAAGGCAACUGGACCAAAUUUGGGUAGGAAACCGAAAAUUGUGGGUAAAUUACCCACGUUAUGAAAAUUCUCAGAAUCAGAAUCAGGGAGGGGAAUUCAGAGUCAUUCAAGGAGCGCACCUAAGAUCGCAGAACAGAAGCUAUGCGGAGGUAGUAAAGGGUCAACUAGAAGAAAAGAAAGAAGAGAAGACAAGACCACUGCUGCAAAACAAACAUAGUUGGCCCGAGAAGAAUAGCAGCAGAAGUUCUCAUCUGGAUGGCUCCAACGUCAACAGGAAAAUCUGGAAAGAAAAAGGAUUGGGAGAAAAUUGGUCCGGAAUAGAAUUCAACACCAACUCAGAAGAUGAGAAAUGGCUUGAAGGUUGCUAUGUGGGGAUCGCUCACUCUGUCGAAAUGGUCCGGAACUUACAGGAAAAAUUCUACAUGGAAGGAUACUUUUGGUGCCGCCUCAGAGCAAUGGGAGGCAAAUUGGUGUUACUCGACAGUGAUGACAAAGAAGAGUUGAAGGAUUUGGUGGAGUUGGCUCCUGAGUGGCUAGCUCAAUGGUUCGAAAGUGUUAAACUGUGGACUCCAGAUAUGGUCGCUACAGAGAGAUUCGCAUGGAUUAGAUGUCAGGGGGUUCCACUCAACGCAUGGAAAUCAGAUUUUUUUGAAAAAAUGAGUUGGCCUUGGGGGAAAUUUAUUUGCUUAGACGACAGCACAAGCAAAAAAAGAAGGUUUGAUAUUGCGAGAUUUUUGAUUUCGACCCCGAGCAUGAAUUCCAUAUCAAUCACGAGACAAGUUAAAAUUAAUGGGUCUCUGUUCAACAUCAAAUUCUCUGAGGAAGAAUUCACAAAUAAUUUUUUCUCCUUGAAAGAAGACUUUAUGGCAAACUUCCAGAGUGAUUCUGAAGAGCCCGAGUCAUGGUCUAUUGACAGUGAAGAGGAAGAAGAAAUCCAGGAGGCUUUACCAGAGGAAGAACAGCCAAACGAAGAAGAUGGUGAAACAGAAAAUGCAGAAAAUGACGUGGCAAAUGGGGGUGUGAUGUUCAACGGUAAAGUUAAAAAUAAAGGUGAACAGCAGAAGGAAAUGACAGCACAAGGGGGGAUUGUCAUUAGUGAUCAAAUUCAAAAUUUGAAUGAAGAGGAGGCUUGCGUAGGAUCAGAGAAGCUGAUGCAAAAACACGGGAAAGCUGCAGAGGUAGGCGUGACUGAGAAAGCAAAAGAAACUCUAAUGGGCCAGUGCGAGCAGGCCAAUUUAAAGCAGCAGAGUAAGCCCAUCAUGGUUGGUGAAAGCCCAGAGUAUGAGUUGUCUUCAAACAUGGGCCAGCCGACCAUUAAAGCUCCAGCUAGAAACCCAAAACAUGGAAAGAGCAAAAUUAUUUCCAGAACACAUCGGUCGAAGUCCGGAAGCAGCGAUGAUGAAGAAAUAGAUCUUUUCUGGAAAGGGCAUGAGAUCGACGAGGCUAGAUUGCAGAAAUGGAUGGAAGACAGAUUGGAGACAAAACCAAAGAAGAAAAAGAAGAAAAUCAGUUUGUGUAGCACAGUGUACCGAAAAUCUGCAGUCCCCGAUAGAGGAAAACAGAGGACAGGAGGAAGAGGAAAUAUCAGCAAGAUGCAAAGGGGGGAGAGAAUAGAACCAGAGUUUAUUGCAAGCCCAAAUCACGAAAUUGCAGAUGACUCAAUUGGGGAUAGUGGGAUCCAGAAUUGCAACAAAUUAUUACAAAAGCAAAUGAGAAAUCAUCUCGCAAAGGAGAUCUGGGAGUUGGCAAAGCAACUAGGGGUCACGGCUGAGAAUGAGGAAGAGAUCAUGAGGCGGUUAGAGGAAAUGGAGAACAGAGAUAGACAAUCAAAGGCAAGCUUGGUGAACCAAGAUGCGGGUGACGCAGAGAAGGAUAAAACUCCUGUGAAUAUAGUUAAUGUUUACUCACCCUGUUCUCUGGCGGGCAAAAGGGCACUUUGGGAGGAUUUAUUGAAUCUGAUUAAUAGCAGGAAAGGGAUUUGGUGUUUGGGGGGAGACUUUAAUGCGGUUAGAAGUGUGGAGGAGAGAGCAGGAAGUAAUGGGGUAUCCAAAGAAAUGGAGGAAUUCGACAGUUUCAUCCAUGAUGCAGGGUUAGUGGAUCUGCCAUUGACAGGGAGGAAGUAUACCUGGCUCAACUCCAAUGGAUUAUACAUGAGCAGGAUUGACAGAUUUUUAUUCUUGGAAGAUUGGCUUAUGAAAUGGGGUGACUUAAGGCAGUGGGGGUUAAAGAGAACAGUGUCUGACCACUGCCCCAUAUUAAUUAAGGAAGAGAAGGUUGAUUGGGGGCCCAAACCAUUUAAGUUCUUCGAUGCUUGGUUGGAUCAGCCAGGGUGUAUGGAGAUGAUCCGAAAGGUGUGGAAUACAGCUGAGAUUAAGGGAUGGAAGGGAUAUAGGCUUAAAGAGAAACUAAAGAUAACAAAGAAAGCUUUAAAGGAAUGGAGUGGUAACUCUUUGCCAGAAGUGGACAAAAAAAUAAAUGAAGCAGAAAUGGAGAUAGCUGCACUGGACAGCAAAGGUGAGAAUUCCCAUCUGUCUACAGAGGAGGUCGAUAGAAGAAGACGCUGCUUUCUUCAACUAUGGGAUAAUCUAAAAAUUAAAGAGAGCAUGUGGCAACAAAAGUCAAGGAAGAUAUGGCUUAAAGAAGGAGACGCCAACACCAAAUUUUUCCAUAGAUGUGUGAAGAUCAGAUGGAAAAAAAAUGAAAUUAAUAGCGUCCAGAUUAAGGGCAGAAGGUGUAUUGGAGUGACUGAAAUAAGGGACCAGGUUGCUCAGUAUUUUGAAGAGUUGUUUGCAGAAGAAAAAUGGCAAAGACCAAAACUCGACGGCAUUAAAUUCAAACAAAUCUCCGAGGCAGACAAUACCCUUUUAACAGCUCUGUUCAAUGAAGAGGAAAUUAAGAGUGCAGAAUUCCAUGAGCAGGGUAGACUGGUUAAAGGAUCAAACUCCUCAUUCAUUGUGUUGAUACCAAAAGUUGAGAACCCUCAAAGAAUUGAAGAGUUCAGACCCAUUUCUCUUAUCGGAGUCAUGUACAAGAUUGUAGCAAAACUGUUAGCAAACCGCCUUCGACAAGUGCUGGACAGGGUGAUUGGGGAACAGCAAAUGGCCUUCAUUGAAGGGAGGCAACUGAUGGAUGGAGUUGUCAUAGCAAAUGAGGUAAUAGAUGAGGCGAAAAAGAAAAAGAUGGAAAGCUUUCUAUUCAAAGCUGAUUUCGAAAAAGCUUUUGACAAGGUGUGUUGGGAAUUCAUUGAUUACAUGCUGUCCAGAAUGGGUUUUAAUGUCAUUUGGAGGGGAUGGAUCCAAGAAUGCCUACGAUCAAGUAUGAUCUCAGUCCUCAUCAACGGAAGCCCAACAAGACAAUUCCCCGUAGGCAAAGGAAUAAGACAAGGUGACCCGCUAUCCCCUUUCUUGUUCCUAAUUGUGGCGGAAGGUCUUAAUGGCCUAAUGUCUACUGCGGUUGAGAAAGAGUUGUACAAGGGAGUGAUGAUUGGCAAUGGAGCAACAAUGGUGUCCCACCUACAAUUUGCAGACGAUACUAUCUUCUUCGGAGAGGCAACCGAAGACAACAUAAGGGUGGUUAAAAGCAUCAUGAGAAUCUUUGAAAUGGCGUCAGGAUUGAAAAUCAACUUCGGGAAGAGUCAACUGUUGGGAGUGGAGGUGGAUUCUGAUUGGAAAGUCAGAAUGGCUUGCAUUUUAUGCUGCAAAGAAGGAAAAUUUCCAUUCAAAUACUUGGGAGUCCCGGUUGGAGGGAAUCAUAGAAGAUUAGCAAUGUGGCAGCCCCUGUUAAGAUCAUUUAGAAAGAAGCUAUCUACCUGGAAAGGGAAACAUCUCUCUAUCGGAGUCCGGAUCAUGCUCAUUAAUUCUGUACUGUCUAGUCUGCCCGUUUUCUUGAUGUCGAUUUACAAAAUCCCCUCAGGUAUUGUCAACUCCAUUGAUAAAAUGCGCAGGAAUUUUUUAUGGGGGGGAGAAGGGGAGGGUAGGAAAAUAAAUUGGGUGAGUUGGGAGAGGGUUUGUAAAAAGAAAGAGUGGGGCGGCCUAGGGGUGAAGGACAUGAAGAGAUUUAAUUUAGCACUCAUGGGUAAAUGGUGGGGACGUCUUGCAUCCAAGGAUGAGGGGUUGUGGAGAAGGGUGAUUGAAGGAAAAUAUAGCGAGGGAAGAGGUAAUUGGAUGGAUUGGGUAAGAGACGGUAGAGGAAUGGGUUCUCUAUGGUGGAGGGACGUGUGCAACCUCAAUAAUAGAGAUGGAGAAAAUGUAGGAUGGCUUGAAGAGGGAAAAGACAAAGAAUGUUACCAAAUGGGUAAUACUCAAGAUGGUACAUACCUUUUGUCAACAGGAAAAGACAAAGAAUGUUACCAAAUGGGUAAUACUCAAGAUGGUACAUGGCAAUGGAAUCUUUCAUGGAGAAGAACCUUGUUUGAGUGGGAAAAAGAGGAGUCUAUGAAACUACAGGGGAUAAUUGACAAAGUGAAGAUCACUCCUGGACGCCCUGACAAAUGGCAAUGGAUUCACAGCAGCGAUGGUCACUACUCAACAAAAUUGGCUUACUUGAAGUUGACAGAAGAAAGAACGGGAUCGAUGGAGGCAAAAAUGUCAAAGAGAAUAUGGAAUCCCAUGCUCCCGAGCAAGAUAGCAGCCUUCAAUUGGAGAGUAAUUCUUGACAGAAUCCCUACUAAAGUUAAUCUUCAUAGCAGAGGAGUCAUCAAGAACAUGGAAGAGGCAAAAUGUAGCAUAUGCGAGGAGUAUGAGGACGCCACCCAUUUAUUCCUAAAUUGCAAAUUAAGCAAAUGGCUUUGGAAAGCUUGCAGUAGAUGGUGGGGGACCACGGUGGCAUUAAAGGAAGACUGCUGCAACACUUUUGUCCAUUUCGGGAAUGAGAUCAAAGACCCACACAUAGCAGAAGGUUGGGAUUGCAUCUGGAAUUCUGUCAUUUGGACAAUAUGGAUGGCUAGAAAUUGCAAAAUUUUCCAAGACUCAGAAAUUCAUAUGGGCCAGCUACUAGAUCUUAUUCAACUGAGAUCAUUCGCAUGGAUUAAAGCAAAAAAACCCAGGAAGACAAGACCCAGAAUCACAAUGCCUAUUCUAUUCCAGUUGUUCUUGUGUUCUAUUACCGGGGCAACUGCAAACCAGGUGUUUUACUUUCUUGGACUGAAAUAUUCAAGCGCAACAAUUGCCUGUGCAUUGAACAAUGUCCUCCCUGCAGUCACAUUUGUCCUUGCAGCCCUUUGCAGACAAGAAGAUGUGAGAAUAAAGACUGCAGCAGGGCAGGCAAAGGUGAUAGGGACGAUAGUAUGUGUCGGUGGCUCGAUGUUGUUGUCGUUUUACCAUGGACACACCAUUGACAUAACAGAAUCCAGUAUUCAUUGGAAAUAUGCAGAGAAUAUGGACGCUUCAAGUUCUGGUAAUGGGACGACCUUUCUUGGUCCAUUCCUAGUCAUAGUCAGUUGUGUUGCUGGGGCUGUUUGGUUCAUAAUCCAGGCACGGCUUGGGAAAAAGUUCCCGGCGCCAUACACGACAACUGCAGUGAUGUGUUUUAUGGCAAGCAUUGAGUGUACUGUCAUUGGAUUCAUUUCUGAGCAUAAAAUCUCAGAAUGGUCAUUGAGGUCUGGUAUUAGGCUCGUUGCAUCCUUGUAUGCGGGGAUUGUCUGUAACGCGUUGGCGUUUUGCCUAAUGACAUGGAGCAUAGAAAAGAAAGGACCUCUCUAUGUCUCGGUGUUCAGCCCGUUGUUGCUUGUUAUUGUAGCAAUCCUAAGUUGGGCAUUGUUACAUGAAAAAUUAUUCGUGGGAACUCUUGUAGGGUCAGUUCUGAUCGUUGCUGGACUUUAUGCGGUUCUAUGGGGCAAGGAAAAAGAGACGAAACAGUUGAAACCCAUGGAGGAAAUGGAAAGUCAGCAAGAUGAUGACUUGGAGCUUGCAAACAAGAAGCAUUUUCCUGCUAAUGUCGGGCAAAAUUAGCUCGAUUCUGCGCCGUGUUAGGUAGAUUUUGUCAAGUGUUUGUGCUUUGUAGUAUGUUUAUGUAUGUGAAGAAGGCUGGAUUAAUUCCAGUAGGAAGGAAAGCUCUUAGUAGUUAAGGCAGGCAGUAUGUGUUUCACUUAUGGAAUGUAUGCCUAUGUCUUUAACUUUGUAAGAGAGGAUCAAAAUAGUCCCUGUAAUCAAUUGAGUUGAGGGCUCAUUUGAACUAGAGAAAAAAUAUAUGGUUUUCUAUAUA